Molecule: messenger RNA, 5542 nt
Organism: Orussus abietinus
Lineage: Eukaryota; Metazoa; Arthropoda; Insecta; Hymenoptera; Orussidae
Gene: Sec24AB
Product: protein transport protein Sec24A
Exons: 20
Coding region: 202-3951 (1249 amino acids)
Biological process (GO): endoplasmic reticulum to Golgi vesicle-mediated transport; intracellular protein transport; COPII-coated vesicle cargo loading
Cellular component (GO): endoplasmic reticulum exit site; COPII vesicle coat
Molecular function (GO): SNARE binding; zinc ion binding
Source: RefSeq, a predicted model, not a curated record
GUGACUCGUUUACGUAGAAUACGUUUCUCGUUUCCUGAGUAGUAGUAGAUUCAAUUGGGGAGGCCGAAUUUUCAGGGAUGAGAUGCUCGAGCUAAGGAACGUGAAACAAUAGGGGCGGGCGACCUGAGCGCAUUAUCUGGAGGCGACGGGGCACGUUAAUUGAGGGACACGACCGAGCGAGCCGUCACCAAAGGGAGCUAAAUGCUUCGAUCUAGCGGCAACCAGUUUCAAGGGCCCGUCGAUACCAGUGGGCCUACAAAGAGCGGUCAGCUGGCUAUGGUCAAUGGGCAGGCAGGACCGCCACCACAUAUUCAGAAUGGGAUACAACCAGGACGUCUCGAUCCUCUUGGUACAUCGUCGUCUCAGCCAACAAGAAAGCCAUCAAGAGAAGCUUCCAGGGACUCGUCACCAACUCAAUUCAUCAAUGGCCGCUACAGACCUGGAAUGCCACUCUCGGGGUCCCCGAUGACUCCUGCCGAUGAUCAACGAAUUAGCGAUCAAAAUGUAGCAUUAAAAACAACUCAAAUGCAAUCACAGGGAUCGUCAGCAAUGUCAACCACCAGUGCAUCCAAUGAUUCGGCUAUCAAUUCUGCAAAUGUUACUGGAUCGGUACCAAGUUUUAUAGUACCAGGAGCACCACCAAUAGACCCUCAUUCCAGGCAAGCUACUGUCCCGCCAGUUCCAACGAUCAGCAGUCGCAUGCCAACGAUAAAUACAAAUCAUGGCAGCAAAGAGGAUUUUUUAGCGAGCCCCAGAAAUUACGUGUCAAGUUCAGGUGUUGGCCCUUCGAAGCCAGAACUCGCGAGACCCGUUCAAACAUUUCCACCAACGAGUUACGGAGCUUCUGGGACUGGGUAUCAACAAACGAGUGGACUCGUAAGCUCUAACAUCACUCAAGCUGUGUCACACAACGCCGAUAGGUCGAGCAAUCUAAGUCAGGCUACUUCGUUGACGAAGAAUCCAAGCCAACCGAGUCAGAAUGUGAAUCAAAUGCAAGGCCCCCAAAAUUUGCCACCCUCGAAUUUAAUGCACGGACCGCCAAGGAGUCAACCGCAAACCACAUUUACGCCAUUGCCUGGGGAAGCAUCGACAGACUCUCGCGUACCUCGGUUCGGAGGACUACAAACAGGGAAAAACGCCUUCCCGGCUCCUCGGAGUGUACCAGAUGGACCACCGAGAGACUCGCAAGGUUUUUUCCCGAAUCCUCCCAAUGUUAACCGGUAUCCAGUUCCGGAGCAACAACCGACAUCGGAUCAAAUGCCUCGUGCCGAAUCGCAAGCUCCAGCUCAGGCCAUGUCGCAAAGUCAAUACCAGGUUCGACCGCCCGUCCAACAAAAUGUAUUUGGGCCUCGGUCGAAUCCAACAACCUCCGAGCCGCCCCGAGAACAGAAUCCAAAUUCGUCGACUGCGCAACAAACUCUAACCACUCAAAGGAAGUAUCCUCAAAGCCCGUACCUUGCACAAUUGCCACCGACGCAGAUGCCGCCUACGUCAGGGCCGACAAUGGGACCCAGGCAAUUUCCAGGAACAAAUGUUCCGCGACAAAUGACGAGUCCGCAGGAUCCACGUUCAAUGUAUACCGAUCAAAUGUCAAACGUACCAUUGGAUUCAACGGCGAGGAGGUAUCCCGGCACUUAUCCAGAUCACAUGAAUCAACUAAGCGGUCAAAUUAGUAAUAUGAAUGUCACGCAAGCUGGCUUUGACAAAUUAUGGGGGGUCGAGACGGUUGAUUUACUGUACUGCAGGAAUGUUUUGCCACCUGGAAGAGUAGAACCUCCUAAAAUCAGGUUGCUUCAGGAGUGCUUAGAAGGCGUUAAUUGCAGUCCUGAGAUUUUCAGGUGCACAUUGACAAAGUUUCCUGAAACGAACUCCUUGUUGCAAAAGUCAAGACUGCCUCUAGGAGUAUUAAUACACCCGUUCAAAGAUUUGAUCCAUCUGCCCGUUAUUCAAUGCAGCACGAUAGUAAGAUGUCGGGCCUGUAGAACCUAUAUAAAUCCAUUUGUUUACUUCGUAGACUCGAAGAGGUGGAAGUGCAAUCUGUGCUUCAGGGUGAACGAACUUCCCGAGGAAUUCCAAUUUGACCCUGUCACCAAAUCGUAUGGUGAUCCUUCGCGAAGACCAGAGGUUAAAACUAGUACCAUCGAAUUCAUAGCACCUAGUGAAUAUAUGCUUCGACCACCCCAACCAGCGGUCUAUCUUUUCGUUUUGGAUAUUUCAAGGCUCGCUGUAGAGAGUGGAUACCUUGGCAUUGUUUGCAACACGAUAGCUGAAGAAUUGUCCAAAUUGCCGGGAGACGGUAGGACGCAAAUUGGAUUUUUGGCAAUAGACUCUGCUAUCCACUUUUUCAGCAUGCCGGAUAACGUUUCUCAACCACAUGAAAUGAUCAUGCUGGACGUAGAUGAUGUAUUCCUUCCCUGUCCGGAUAAUCUUAUAGUCAACCUGAAGGAAAGAGAGGAAUUAGUAAGGGAACUUUUGGCUCAGUUGCCACAAAAGUACCAAGGUACCCACGACACGAAUAGUGCCCUCGGUGCUGGUCUGCAAGCUGCAUUUAAACUCAUGUCACCAACUGGUGGGCGAAUAACCGUGUUUCAAACGUGUCUGCCUAACUUGGGCCCGGGUUCUUUGCAACCCAGGGAAGACCCUAAUAAUCGAGCUGGCAAGGAUGUUCCCCAUCUGAACCCAGCGACAGAUUUCUACAAGCGCCUCGCACUCGAUUGUAGUGGGCAACAAGUGGCUGUGGAUUUGUUCUUGCUCAACAGUCAGUACUGUGAUCUGGCUACCUUGUCCGGUACGUGCAGGUUUUCCGGUGGUUGUAUAUAUCAUUUGCCUCUCUUCCGGGCGGACAAGCAUCAGUGUGCGGAAAGCUUGGAGAGGAUGCUGCGACGCUACCUUACCAGGAAGGUCGGAUUCGAGGCUGUUAUGAGGUUACGCGUAACACGUGGACUCAGCAUUCACACCUUCCACGGGAACUUCUUCGUCAGGGCCACCGAUCUGCUGAAUUUGCCGAACAUAAACCCGGACGCAGGAUUCGGCAUGCAGAUUUCAAUCGAUGAGAGUCUCUCCGACAUCCAGAACGUUUGUUUCCAAGCGGCCCUACUUUACACGUCCAGCAAAGGUGAGCGACGUAUCAGGGUGCAUACUCUGUGCCUCCCGGUGGUCGCGAAUCUUACCGACAUCCUGCACUCUGCCGAUCAGCAGUGCAUAGUGGGCCUUCUUUCGAAAAUGGCGGUGGAUAGAUCACAACAGUCGUCGCUGCCCGACGCGAGGGAUGCGCUCAUCAACGUGGCGAUCGAUGUGUUGACCUCUUACAAGGUCAUGCAGUCCAUCGCAUCCGGUGGUCUUAUAGCCCCGGGAAAUUUGAAACUAUUACCCCUCUAUAUCGUUGCUCUUCUGAAAUGCGUUGCAUUCAGGUCAGGCACGAGCACGCGACUGGACGACAGAGUGUUCGCAAUGUGCCAACUGAAGACCCUGCCCUUACCGCAGCUUAUUCAGAUGAUAUAUCCAGAUUUGUACCCGGUGCAUGCUCUGGAUGAUCAGAACCCGAAAGACGUCGACGGCAAGGCCUGUCCCCAACCGCCUAGAUUACACUUGUCCGCUGAGAAGCUCGACUCGAGAGGCGCCUUUAUCAUGGACACUGGGGACAAAAUAUUCCUCUACGUCGGCAAGAAUAUUCAUCCGAUGUUUUGUACCAACGUGUUGGGCGUGCCAGCCUUCGCGUCGAUACCCGAAGAGAGCUACGAACUGCCUGUUUUGGAUACCGUCGAAAGCGAGAGACUGCGUAAUUUCGUGUUCAGCAUCCAGGAAGAGAAACCAUACUACGCCUCUUUACAGAUUAUAAGGGAAGACAGUCAUUUUAAGACACAGUUUACGGAGCGCUUAAUCGAGGAUCGAAUCGAGUCUGCUUUAAGCUACUAUGAGUUUCUGCAGCACUUGAAGUCGCAGAUCAAGUAGCGGAGGCGCCUAGAAACGUGCCACAGAGCGUCCAGGAGGUCGAGAAAUUAGGAAGAGGAACGCGAAGACACAUUGCGGCCACCUUUUCCCGGCAUUUAUGGUGCACCUUCGGGAUUGGCCGUUUUCGAGCGGCUCGUUGUUAUCGUUGGUAGUCUUCGCAAGAACGAACUAGUACCGUGGGCGUAUCAUAAUGCUGUUUGGAUGAAAAGCUGGAAGAAAUCUACGCGAACAGGACGUCGUCUACAGGAACGAUUCAGCGAACGCGCAUCCCUGGCCGUGCCUUCGGCUGUCGUCGAGUAGAUUACAUUAGGACGAUGAUAACGCCACGAUUCGACUUGUCGUGCUCAUGGCUCCCAAAAUCUGUGUAGACCAUUUUUCAUUGGGACGUCGGUAAUACCGUGAUUCGAUGCGUUGUACUCAUUGCUCCUCAAAAUCUGUGUAGAUCAUUUUUCAUUAGGACGUCGGUAACACUAAUUCGAUACGUUAUCGUGUUCAUUGCUCCUCAAAAUCUGUGCCCGGCUGUCGUCGAGUAGACUAUUCUUCAUUAAGACGAUGAUAACGCCAUAAUCCGAUGCGUUAUCGUGCUCAUUGCUCUUCAAAAUCCUGUGUAGACUAUUUUUCAUUAGGACGAUGACAACGCCAUCGUCCGACGCGUUAUCGUACUAACAGCUUCACAAAAUCUAUGUCCGGCUGUCGUCGAGUAGACUAUUUUUUACUAAGACGAUAACGCCAUGAUCCGACGUGUUAUCGUGUCACAUUGCUCCUGAAAAUCUGCGCCGUGGUGAAGUCCGUCGACACAGGGACGAAAAAAUUGCGAUUGUUUUCUAUCCUGCGACACAUUUGCUUGCCUUGCAUGUCGAUUAUGUCUCUGUUAUUUUAGCUCGCUGUGCAAUUCCAUUGUUACAUGGUCUACCGUGAAGAGUGGUGUUCAGAUCUUGCUCGACGUUUAGCUCUGUACGACGUUUGUGUUCCGGUUCAGAAAUAGUCUUUCACGAGUUGCAUCGAAAACCUGGAAGAGAAUCAAUUAUAAGGACGAGUGUUCCGCAGCAAGCGCCGUUUAUUGUGUCGCAGGUGUAUUAAUUUCUUUACACUUGGAUGGGAUAACUUAAGAAGAAUAUCUCUUAACUAAGCGACAGUAUUAAUUUAAGUCUAGGCUGUGUUGUGUAAAUCAAUUCUGUGGCUUAAUAGAUAAUAAUUGCUCUGACGUUGACUCGUCCAAGUGUAAAGACAUUCGACAGUCCAAUAGGUCCUUACUCGUGACUCAUUAGUGUUAAUAGACGUCUUUUAUCUGUACCCUUUAAGUGGCUAAAAAUGUCUUUUAACGCCAAAAGUGAGGUGCGAGUUUGGACUGUAGUGUACGAAGCAGUCUUUGAUUCUGCCUGUUUAAAUUUCAAGUGGAGGAAAUUCUGCUCUGACUUCGCAAUCCAAGAUGGCCGACCUGGCUCUACCGUGGCCUUAAGAUACACCAAAGAAUUCAGAAGUCCCAUAGAAGCCCAGAUCCUAUGUUAGCGCUUGAUGCCCUAAAAGUUGGCUAACAAACCGGAAGUGGGGGUAAAAGAGAGAUCGCAUGUGUUAGCCAACGAUAUCUCAC